Charadrius vociferus (killdeer) is the source of this 1394-nucleotide messenger RNA. It is a transcript of the gene EAPP, whose product is annotated as E2F-associated phosphoprotein. Gene Ontology annotation, biological process: positive regulation of cell population proliferation. NCBI's taxonomy places the organism in Eukaryota, Metazoa, Chordata, Aves, Charadriiformes, Charadriidae. The record is from RefSeq and is a predicted model, not a curated record. Gene Ontology annotation, cellular component: nucleus. Bases 1 to 1050 code for a protein of 349 amino acids. The transcript has 8 exons.
AUGUUUGGAGACGUGGACCAAUGGGAUGAAUCACACAGUGUAGUACACUUAAACCCCUGUUCGGAACAUUUCAAAGGCAGCCAAGCGUCCGAGCUGGAUGCGCUGUUUGCAGCGUGCGGCGAGUCACUCCCCCGCGGCCUCACAGGGCCGCGGGGCGCCGGCUCGGGGGUUGCAGGAGGAUCGCCUCGCAGCAGCCGCCGUCGCCGAGAGCUGUUGCCUUUAAACCGGAGUAUUUACAUUUCUGGCCCGACAAAUGGCAGCGUCUCGGAAGAUGAGGUGGAUGUGCUUUUACAUGGCACUCCUGACCAGAAGCGGAAGCUGAUUCGGGAGUGCCUGACUGGGGAGAGCGAGUCUUCCAGUGACGAUGAGUUCCAAAAGGAGAUGGAAGCGGAACUGAACACUACCAUGAGGACUAUGGAAGGCAAAUGGAAAUUACCAGAAAUGGGUACUUCCUCAAGUACUGGGCAAACUGGACCUGCCACGACUUCAAAAUACUAUGAUGACAUUUACUUUGAUUCUGAUUCAGAGGAUGAAGAUAAAAUAGUUACACAGGACGUCCGGAAAAAGAGAAAACAUCAGCAACGUCGGAUUCUUUCCAAUGAUGAACUGCUCUAUGACCCAGAAGAAGACAAUAGAGACCAAGAGUGGGUAGACUCACAGAGAAGGGGGUACCGUAAUCAAAGAAGAGUGCCGCAGCAGCAGCCAAAACCUUCAGCUGUUCCAAACAGUGAUGCUGUUUUGAAUUGCCCUGCUUGCAUGACAACAUUAUGCCUGGACUGCCAGAGACAUGAAUCUUACAAAACACAAUAUAGAGCAAUGUUUGUGAUGAACUGCAUUGUUAACAAAGAGGAAAUUCUGAAAUACAGAAAGAAGGUAAAGAAAAGAAGUAAGAAAAUGAAGCACAGCAAAGAAACUGCCUCUAUGCAAUCAAAUCAAGAGGAGGAGGAAGUGUAUCAUCCAGUAUUAUGUACUGAAUGCUCAACUGAAGUGGCAGUAAUGGAUAAAGAUGAAGUUUUUCACUUCUUCAAUGUUCUAGCCAGCCACUGCUAAUGUACAAAAGCAGGCGAAAAAAAUCCUGCACUGUUUUUUAAGACUGUGUGAAGUGUCAGAAAUGCAGGCAUGUUAGCCUUUUUUAAAUAAGGUCUUUUAAAUACUCAUUUCCAUCAAAGAACUUCACAACGGUUGGAUUUUUGCAAAGUUUAUGAAGGGAAUACAGUUAACUGUGCAUUUGAGAGCAAUAUUCUUUCACACUGUCAAGUGGUUGCAUCGAGGAUUUAAAAUUUUGUAAAUAUAAUGUAAGAUCUGUGUAUUAUGAUCAUUCCCUGUAUAUAUACUAUCCAUUAUCUCAAUAUGUGUUAGAACUACUGCUUAGAAUAAAUACUGUGUAGUAACUG